Molecule: messenger RNA, 465 nt
Organism: Stomoxys calcitrans (stable fly)
Lineage: Eukaryota; Metazoa; Arthropoda; Insecta; Diptera; Muscidae
Product: larval cuticle protein 9-like
Exons: 4
Coding region: 1-465 (154 amino acids)
Cellular component (GO): chitin-based extracellular matrix
Molecular function (GO): structural constituent of chitin-based larval cuticle
Source: RefSeq, a predicted model, not a curated record
AUGUAUGCCGACGACAUACAGCUGCAUAUGAGCUCCUCGCCGGAGAGGCUGAUCAAUGGCAAUCCCUGGUGGUUGAUAUGCAUCGUUCAGCUCGGAUAUGAUAGGGCUAUCCAUUGCUUGUGCGGCAGUUUUAGCAACUCUUGGCGACGGUUAUUGCGCAACCCAUUGCGUUAUAAUCGUCCAGAAGAUUUGUUUCUUGUUCUUGUUGCUUGCCUUUUGGCCUUCGCCUAUGCCAAUGAAGAGGCUGAAGUCAUCAAGGAGUACUCUGAGGUCAAUCCUGAAGAUUUCAAAUAUGGUCUUGAAUUGAGCAACAGCAUUCGUGCCGAACAAGAUGGUCAUUUGCAAGGUGAAGACAACUGGGUGGUUAAGGGUGAAUACGAAUAUGUUUCCAAGGAAGGCAAACGCAUUAAGGUGACCUACACUGCCGAUGAGUCUGGCUAUCAUCCAAAAGUAGAACAGGUUUAA